AUGAAAGUGAAGGCACCAUGCAGAGCAACUCAACUCAGAGCCCUGGCUACUCUAGCAGCUUUAUCACGCCAAACUUUCCAAACAUGCAUCGACGCUAGAAUCGUAAAAACAGGUUUCGAUCCAAUCACGAGCCGCUUCAAUUUCAUGAUCAAGGACCUUUCUGAAAGAGGACAAUUAUCUCAAGCACGCCAACUGCUUGAUCAAAUGCCUAACAGAAACUCAUUCUCUAUAGAUAUGAUUAUUUCUGGCUAUGUAAAAUGGGGCAAUCUUUCCGUCGCUAGAGAACUUUUUGAUAAUAGGUUUGAACGCACUGCUGUCACAUGGACGACUAUGAUUGGUGCAUAUUCGAAGAGUAAUCGUUUUGGGGAUGCUUUUAAGCUUUUUACUGAGAUGCAUAGGUGCGGUUCUCAGCCUGAUUAUGUCACCUUUCUAACUCUUUUAACGGGGUGCAAUGACGUUGGAGUGGCGAAAGAAUUGUAUCAGGUUCAUGCACAUAUUGUCAAACUUGGUCACCAUCUGAACCAUAGAGUUUGCAAUACGUUGCUUGAUUCUUAUUUUAAAACAUGUAGCCUAGAUUCAGCUCGUCGGAUCUUUAUGGAAAUGCGUGGAUGGGAUUCUGUUUCUUUUAAUGUGAUGAUAACAGGGUAUGCAAACAAUGGGUUGAAUGAAGAAGCGAUUAAGCUUUUUGUGGAAAUGCAAAAUCUAGGUUUCAAGCCUUCCGAUUUUACUUUUGCUGCAGUUAUAGGUGCCAGUGUUGGAUUAGACGACACAGCAUUUGGGCAACAAAUCCAUUGUUUUGCGGUGAAGACGAAUUUUGUUUGGAAUGUGUUUGUGGGGAAUGCAUUGCUUGAUUUUUACUCAAAACAUGAUUGCGUGAAUGAAGCUAGGAAGCUUUUUGAUGAGAUGCCAGAGUUGGAUGGUAUUUCUUACAAUGUGAUCAUCACGGCAUAUGCAUGGGUUGGAAACGUAGAAGAAUCAAUCGAACUUUUUCGGGAACUUCAAUUUACAACUUUUGAUCGCAAGAAUUUCCCUUUUCCGACUAUGUUAAGCAUAGCUGCAAAUUCACUAGAUCUGCAAAUGGGCCAGCAACUUCAUGCCCAGGUAAUUGUGUCAAUGACUGAUCCAGAUUUUCAUGUGGCAAAUUCUUUGGUUGACAUGUAUGCUAAGUGCGGCAAAUUUGAGAAAGCUGAAAAGAUACUUUUGAAACUGAGCAGUAAAAGCACAGUUCCAUGGACAGCCAUGAUUUCGGCCAAUGUUCAGAGAGGACUCCAUGAAAAUGGCCUGAAACUGUUCUAUGAGAUGCGCAGAGCUAAUGUAAGUGCUGACCAGGCUACUUUUGCCUGUGUCUUAAAAGCCUCUGCAAAUCUGGCUUCAAUUUCAAUGGGGAAACAGCUACACUCUUGCAUAAUCAGAUCAGGUUUCAUAAAUGUUUAUUCUGGAUGUGCGCUCGUGGACAUGUAUGCAAACUGUGCGUCUGUUAAAGAUGCAAUUCAAACUUUUGAAGAAAUGCCAGAAAGGAAUGUAGUUACUUGGAAUGCAUUAUUAUCUGCGCAUGCACAAAAUGGAGAUGGCAAGGGCACACUUAAAUCUUUUGAAGAGAUGGUGCGGUCAGGUUAUCGACCAGAUUCAGUUAGCUUGCUUUGCGUUUUAGCUGCUUGCAGCCACUGCAGAUUAGUUGAAGAAGGAUUGAAAUACUUCAAUAGCAUGACCAAUGUCUAUGAACUAGUUCCUAAGAGAGAACACUAUGGGGCUAUGGUUGAUGCACUGUGUCGGAGUGGACGGUUUGAUGAAGCAGAGAAGCUCAUGGCUAGAAUGCCAUUUGAACCAGAUGAGAUCAUGUGGACAUCCAUUUUGAACUCAUGUAGGAUUCAUAGGAACCAUGCACUGGCUAGAAAAGCAGCAAGCCAACUUUUUAAUAUGAAGGUGCUUAGAGAUGCCGCCCCUUAUGUCACCAUGUCAAAUAUCUUUGCAGAAGCUGGUCAUUGGGAGAGUGUACUGAAAGUGAAGAAGGCAAUGAGAGAACGUGGAGUGCGUAAGGUUCCAGCAUAUAGUUGGGUUGAAAUUAAACACAAGGUCCAUGUAUUUUCGGCAAAUGAUGACAAACAUCCACAGAUAUUGGAAAUCCUAGAAAAGAUUGAAAUGCUGGCAAAGCAAAUGGAAAAGGAAGGGUACAAGCCUGAUAUCAGUUGUGCCCAUCAGAAAGUAGAUGACGAAAGCAAAAUUGACUCUCUUAAAUAUCACAGUGAACGCGUAGCAAUAGCUUUUGCACUGAUCAGUACUCCAGAGGGAUCGCCAAUCCUGGUGAUGAAGAACUUGCGAGCUUGUACCGACUGCCAUGCUGCCAUCAAGGUGAUCUCAAAAAUUGUUGGAAGGGAAAUUACAGUCAGGGAUUCAAACAGGUUCCAUCAUUUUAGAGAUGGUUUUUGCUCCUGCGGGGAUUAUUGGUGA
Dovyalis caffra is the source of this 2448-nucleotide messenger RNA. The record is from the annotation of a GenBank genome assembly. Lineage: Eukaryota; Viridiplantae; Streptophyta; Magnoliopsida; Malpighiales; Salicaceae.